Molecule: messenger RNA, 3725 nt
Organism: Pristis pectinata (smalltooth sawfish)
Lineage: Eukaryota; Metazoa; Chordata; Chondrichthyes; Rhinopristiformes; Pristidae
Gene: tex10
Product: testis expressed 10
Exons: 16
Coding region: 361-3126 (921 amino acids)
Cellular component (GO): MLL1 complex; nucleus
Source: RefSeq, a predicted model, not a curated record
UCAGCAAAAGCGAAGGGAAUUGAAAAAAAAGAGGUUCUUUAGGAAAAACGCAGCUGCUGAAUUGGGAGCACAGGAAGGAAGUGGCCAGCUGCAGCGUGCGUUGGUGGAAGGUCCCCCGCGUGGUGCUGGCGGUUGGAGGCGGUGGAGAGGGACCCGGGGAAGGGCGCCGCACCGGCCCCGGCCGAAGGCAGGAGGAGGUGGCCCGGAGAGGUGAUGAUUUCCAGUGCCUGCAAUUUUUCAAGAAUUUUUAAACAAGACUUCUGGAAGUUAGUAUAAAUAAUAUCCAUUGCUAUAGUGUACUCUUUGAUCACCACUACAAAAGAUUAAAGAUUUACUCCGGUUUGUCAGGUUAGAAGCAAGAUGACUAAGAAACGAAAGCGUCAAGAUGACUUUCAAAAGGUUAAAUUAAAAGUUGGCAAAAAAAAACCAAGAGCAGAUAAUGCAACCAACACCACCUUCAAGACACGUGCCAUCCAUGUUCCAGAGCAACUGAAGAGUGAUGUAUCAUUGCCAACAAAUUACCGCAAACUUAACGUAAAGGAUCUGUUGACGCAGUUACACCAUUAUAGUUCAGGAAUUAAACAGAGUGCUCUUAAUGGCCUCAAAGAUCUUGUAUCCCAGCAUCCAUCAGUGAUUGCAUCUCAUCUCUCUAAUAUUCUCAGUGAUUUAGCAGCCUUAUUCACAGACAAAGACUCCACAGUUAGAUCAGUGGCUAUCCAGCUUUUACAUUUUCUUGCUCCUAAAAUUUCCAGUGAUCAGAUGGCUCCUUUUUUCCCUUUGGUUAGUGCACAUCUCUCCAGUGCAAUGACUCAUAUUCUUGAAGGGAUACAGGAAGAUGCCUUGAAAAUAUUAGAUAUUUUGUUGGAACAUUAUCCUGAGCUUCUUACAGACUGUUGCAGCAUCCUAUUGAAGAAUUUUCUGGAGCUCAUUUCACAUCAGAGAUUGUCAAAGGAAUUGAAAACUGGAGGGAAAAUGAAUUCUUGGAUGCUGUCUGUCAACCCUAACCGCCGGAUUACUUCUCAGCUAUGGCGGCUUAAUGUACUGAGCAGAUUGAGAAAAUUUCUGCAGGCAGUUGUUGAGGGUUCAAACCAGUCAGUGGAAAGUGAAGCUACUUUUGAGAGUGACAUCAGGACUGGGUCUGAACAUGUGACCACAUUACAAGUCAAUUGGGAGAAUUAUGCAACUGGACAACAGCAUAUACAAUUGUAUGAGCACUCUGGAUCCCAGCCUACGACAGUAAUUCCAUUUCGGCUAAGACCCUCACAUGGUGCCGAAGAAGGUUUGUCUUCAAUGGAGAAUCUGAAAGGUUUCAUUCAAAUUCUAGUACCCCUUCUAUUGGAAUGUUGGGUGGAAGCUUCUCCUGCUCAGCUUGCUGGCCCUACACCAGGUAGUCUACUUGAACCAGAAGCCUUGCAGCUUAAGCUGCAGGUCCUUAGCAUCAUCCAACUGUUGUGGAAGUUAAUAAAGCACCACGAUGAGACUGAGAAACUGGAAUUCUGGCUACGAAAUCACUAUCUUUGUGAUUUUAAAGAUCAUUUCAUCAGACAUUUUCCUUAUUCUGUGUUGGAGACACCCAGACACAGAAAGAAAGAUUGGGAUAAAAAGGAUAAACAAGGAGCAACAUUGAUGAACAAUGCAGACCAUUCUCUUGCAUUGAAUCUGGCACUGUGUCAGGUCAUGGUGUCACUUACCAAUUCUUUAACUGUCCAUCAGGAUUCUGAUUGGUUAGAGCAAAUUCGAAAAUUUGUGACAGAAAAUUUAUCAGAUGGCAGGAAACUGACCUGCCAACAGCUGAGUGGUAUGCUGAUGUUGGUGUGGAGGCUUGUAUUGAUACAGCACAACAGAGCUUCUACAGAGGAAUUGUUGAGGGCAGUUUACACACAGUAUCAGCAACAGGGUCUUGCUCUUUCUGUUCGCACCAUGUUGAUCAAUUUCUUUAGCGGUCUUUAUUUGAGAGAGAAAACAUCCAGUCUUCCGAUUGCUAGAAGUAAGGUGCUAUCGCGUUGGCUGGCUGGAUUGCCAUUACAACUAGCACAACUCGGUUCAAAGAAUCCACUGCUUUCGGCACAACUUAUUGAUGUAAUACAUGUGGCAGCUGCCCGUUCAAACAAAGACCUACUUCAGAGCCUUCAGAGUAAUGUCUACAGAUUAUAUGAUCCACAAGAUGGCACUUUGGUGCUCCUUCCAUCUGAAACUCAACAUUCUUUGGUGCAACUUGUAUACUUCUUGCCACGUAUUUCAUCGGAGUUACUGUCCUGUUUAAGUCGCUGCUGUACUAUGGGAAGGUUAUCCUCCAAACUUGCCAUUAAUCUAAUCCGAAUACUACACACAAGAUCCUCUUUUGGUGGAUGGGGUCCUUCACUUCCCAGCAGCUUGGUCACUGAUGUGGAUUACUUCAGUUUUCUAUUUUCUACAUUGACAGGAUUCUCGGGAGAAGAACUGACUUGGCUUCAGAAUAGCAGCACUAAUCCUCAUAUAAGCCAGUCCCAGUUUUCAUCAAUCCGUCUUUAUGUGACUGAUCUAGACCAGUUUGUCCAUCACUGGGAGUUAACUGAGGUGGUAUGUCAAUGCUUAUCAGCAAUACCUUCCAGAAUCCAGUGCUGUGAUAUCCUGCAAAGUGCCAUCUGCAAACAUCUGGUGGGUGUAAGUCUUUUGCCAGACAGUACAGCAGGGUCAAUCCUAAAAACUGUUGGCCAGCUCAUAGAUCCAGCAUUUAUUCCUAAUGAGUCUUUGUUGAACUUCCUUGUCGGGAGUUGCUACAGCCUUCUUUAUUUCAUCCUAACUUUGGAAAGGAAUAACAGAGGAAAUGCACAGAAAAGAGAAUUGCUGUGGGGAUCGUGCCUAACAGCACUGGCCCGCAUUCCACGCUUGCUUCGACUGUUGCUGCAGAGUCUGCGAGUAAAUGGUACCUGCCAGGGGGAGCUUCCUGUUGUUGCACAGAUCCUUCGUCUUCUACUUCAGCAAACCCAGCUUAGGCAACACAUGGUGGCAAAUGCAGCAAUGGUGCAACAGGUCAUACAGGAUAUCACGAACUUCAAGACUGAUGAUUUCCAAGAGCAAUGGUUAACUGAUCUCCAUUACUGCUUCAGAAUCUACCUUGCAGCCAGUUUCCCAGUGACCUAUUAAAGAAUGAUAUCCAGGAGAAUUAUAAUACCAACUCUUUAAGAAGUGCUUGCAUAAAACAAAAGAUGGGUAUGGAGGAUCUACAUCUCUAUAGUUAUAGAACAAAGUUUACAGAUACAGAAUAAGAUGAAAGUUUUGUAUGCUGAGUCGUUCUUUGGGAUAAGUAUGUUUAGCUUGAAAUCCCUGAGGAUAAGAAGUUAAACAUGUCCAUUGGACAAGGAUGAUGUAAUAGGUAUCAAGAGUAAUACACUCCUCAUUUUGUUGGAUAAUUUCCUAGAAAUUUGCAUGUACCCAACAUAUUUGCAGGGAAUCUGUGUAAAAUAAUAACCUUUCAAGGUUGUACUCAGUGAAAGUCUAAGAUUUUAAUAAAUUUGUAGAUGUCUUAUUCCAGUUUCUUAACCAAUUACACAUAUGCCUAAUGCUGUACAGCUAUGUUCAAAUUAGCUUUUGUUUUCACCAUAAAAUUUUAUGGUUAAGAAAAUACUCCAUACUUUUUUGUGUGCAGCUUUUUUUUAAAACUAAAUUUUCAAACAUCACCCUUAAUUAUGUAUCCUUCCUAUCAAUCAAAAACAACUCUGAGAUUUGUUAGUUUUUGUUUGUAA